Drosophila serrata is the source of this 840-nucleotide messenger RNA. Its product is annotated as elastase-1. NCBI's taxonomy places the organism in Eukaryota, Metazoa, Arthropoda, Insecta, Diptera, Drosophilidae. Gene Ontology annotation, biological process: proteolysis. The record is from RefSeq and is a predicted model, not a curated record. Gene Ontology annotation, molecular function: serine-type endopeptidase activity.
AUGAAGGCAGCCUUAGAUCUCAGCCCCUGGGGAUGGAUAUCCUGCCUGUGCUUGGGCUUUAUGUCCUCCUGUCUUGCGGUUCCCAUUGUCGGAGGCAGGAUCGUGUCAACCGUGGGUAGCCCAAAUAAAUAUCCGUUCAUGGUCUCACUGCAGGACGUGAUUAGGGGAAAUGGCACGAGAGGAUCUUCGUUUCGGCAUUUCUGCGGCGGCAGUCUGAUCAGCGAUCGCUGGAUCCUGUCCGCAGCUCACUGUGUCUGGAGAAAGAACAUUCACAAUAUCGCAGCGUUUAUUGGCUAUGAGAAUAUCGAAAACAUCGACCACCUCGAGCCAUAUGGCCUGGAAAGCGCCGAGUAUAUUUACUUCCAACCAUCCAACUUUAGGAACGAUAUAGCUCUGUUGUAUAUGAAGCGACGCUACUGGAGUUAUCUCAGCAGGGAACUGCAAUUCGCCCAACUGCCUCCACAGGGAAUGCAACCAGAUAGGAAUGAAUCGUGUCGAAUUAUUGGCUAUGGGGCCACCCGGCAUGCUGGACCCUCACAGAAGCAACUUUUUGAGGCGGAAGUUCGGGUGAUUGGUAACCAAAAAUGCCGGGAUAUCAUAGGACAUAUAUGGGCCCCACGGAACGGAGCGAAUACGGCGUGUGCUCUGGGCAACAAUCAGGACUCUUGUCAGGGAGAUUCAGGAGGUCCGCUUAUCUGUCCAUAUGGUGGCAGGGACUACAUCUACGGCCUUGUGUCCCACGGCCUCACUUGCGGCAUCCAGGGCAUGCCCAGCAUCUAUACGGUGACCCGACCCUACUACGAUUGGGUACAGCUGCUCAUGCAGUCCUAGAUCUCUGAU